Molecule: messenger RNA, 549 nt
Organism: Thelazia callipaeda (thelaziosis nematode)
Lineage: Eukaryota; Metazoa; Nematoda; Chromadorea; Rhabditida; Thelaziidae
Source: the annotation of a GenBank genome assembly
AUGUCAAAAAGAAGUAUUGAUUUUAGACGAAAUCGAAAAAAGGUUAAAAGGUCAAGUCCAGGUAGAACUCCAAAGCCAUUAGGUCGGGUCAGGAUGAAUUCAAAUAUCCCUGAGAUAAUUGAAAAAUUAAAUCCUAAUAGACAAUGCAUGUCCGAAUCUGCAAGUCAAAGCUUGAGAACUCGGUUGCAAGCUAGAUUACAACCAAUUAUACAGUUUCAAAAAGAACUUCAACAACAAGAAGUAGAAGAAGCAAAACAACGACAACGUAAUAAUAUUAAGAACAGUAAAGUUAGAAGUGAUAGUUCCAAAUCUGAUCAGUGUUCGAUUAACGAAAAGUUGACUGUCAAACAACGAGCUCAAAUGUUUGAGCAAGCUGCAAAGCAAUUCACGAAAUCAAAUGAUCCAAAAAUGAUUCAGAAGCCUAAAAUUCAACCAAAGAGUUCUACCACACGCAGAUUAUUUCCAAGUCAACAAAUUCAACGUGGACUUUCUUCUUCAACACCAAUGCUGAAAUAUCUAAAAAUUGAUGCCGAAAGCUCUGAUAUAUGA